This is a messenger RNA of Salvia hispanica, 1815 nucleotides long. RefSeq names its product UPF0481 protein At3g47200-like. NCBI's taxonomy places the organism in Eukaryota, Viridiplantae, Streptophyta, Magnoliopsida, Lamiales, Lamiaceae. The record is from RefSeq and is a predicted model, not a curated record.
UCCUGACCUUGUUCCUGCCGUUUUUCCCGUGUCUCUCUCCUGGUUCAGUUCCUGCUGCUGUUAAUUCACCGAGUUUGCAGGCCCAGGGUUAUCAUUUGCCUUUUCUAGCUGCUCGGGUUUUGAUAUAGUCGUAUCAGUCUCUAUAUUUCUAACAGGUCCCAUAUCCAGGAGAUGAGUUCUGAAGAUGAAAAAUAUCAAACUAAAAUGAUUGAAAUCUUGGUAACUUCCUUCGAUCAAAAGUUAGAUAAGUUGUCCGGUGAUCCUUCAUAUUCGUAUGCAGCAUGCAUAUACAAUGUUUCUGAUAAGCUUCGGGCUGCCAAUGAAGGAGCCUACACUCCUCGAUUGGUGUCAAUUGGUCCACUACACCAUGAUCGAGUCCAACUUCAUGGCAUGGAAUCUUACAAACUGAAAUUCAUGAAUAAUUUCUUGAGCAGAUUUGCAGUUGACCUGCAUGCCUUAGUCCAAUUUGCAGCAAGGGAAGAAAGUUUUGUUCGUGGGUGUUAUGAGGGUAAAAUUCACCUCUCUCCUGAGCAACUUACUGAAGUUAUUGUGUUGGAUGGAAUAUUUAUCGUCGAACUUUUCCUAGAGAACUAUUUCGUUCAGCUGAGGGACAAAAACGAGGUAUUAUUUCUCCAUCAUUACAUGUACAAUGAUUUGUUGCAUGAUAUGUUGUUACUAGAGAAUCAACUACCUAUAAGAAUAAUGAAGAGCCUGUUGAGUUUUGUGGAUCUUUCAUUCAUAGACGAAGAAAAGGAAGUCACCAUUUAUAGUCUUGCUCACAAGUUUUUCAAGUAUGUUGGUAACACACACAAGGUACCAUUGACAGCUCAUUGUUAUAAUGCUAGGCAUUUUAUUGAGCUUCUUCUGUUUCUUCAUGAUGCUCCAGCAGAAAAACCUGGCCUUUUUCAUGAUCCGGAAAGUGUGCGAAAAAAACCAUCUCCAGAUGGUAAAUUUGAAUAUAGUCGCAGUGUAACCGAGCUACAGGAAGCUGGAGUCAAGUUUAAGAGUGGAGAAGGAAAUUGCUUGUUUGAGGUUCCAUUUGCCAAAGAUAAAGGUGUGUUGACUAUCCCCAAAUUGACAGUAAAUGCAUCGACUGAGACAUUCUUUCGGAAUCUUAUAGCCUUCGAACAGUUAGGCCAUGUUGGGUACUUUUCCAAAAAUAUUACAAGUUAUGUCAUACUCAUGGAUAGCUUGAUAGACACUUCUGGUGAUGUUGAUAUACUUGUUGAUCAUAGCAUCAUUGACAAUAAAUUAGGUGAUAGCCAACAAGUAGCAAACUUGUUUAACACUCUGUACAAGGAUGUUGUGACAGAAGCAAAUGAUUUCUAUUUUGCUGAGCUUUGUGGAGAGUUGAAUGAGUACCACAAGGAUCGGCUUCACCAGUUGAGAGCCAAAUGUUUCAGAUGGAGAGGGAUGCUGAAACGCAAUUAUUUCAGCAAUCCUUGGUCCUUCUUAUCUGUUCUCGCUGCAACCGUGUUGCUCAUUCUUACAGUAAUACAAACAGUCUGCUCAAUUCUCCAGGUUUGAUGAGUAGGAUGAAAGAAGUCCUUGUAUUUGUAGAGAAGGAAAACUGGUUAGAGAUGUAUUAUGUUGAGCAUAUUUUGGUAAGACCUUGUUACCAGUAAUGCAAACCAUGUGGUGACUAGUUACCUUUGAAAAGAUUCACAUAAUUCACCUUGCAUUUUACGUAUCAUUCCAACUUUUAUUUUUAUUGUAUCUGUGAAUGAUGUUGGAAAAUAUUGACGACUGUAUCCUAAGUCAAUAUCAAUAUCAUUUCUGAAUCUAUUGAAUUAGUGUCUUCUCUACGAAUUCUUA